GAGCAAGCCCAGGCAAUGGCUGCAUAUUUCUACACGUUAUCAUUACUCACAAACCCACACCGGGCAUUUUGCUUCCCCUCUGCAGUCACUGCCGUACUUUCAGCCCAACAGAUCUCCACAACAAGCAACAAAACAGAUCCAAGGUCUCAUACUGACCUGCAAGGGACAAUGGAGGAGAGAUGGGCAGCAGAUGAACGGACAAAGUUACCAUAUACAGGACAUCAUCUCCAUCUUGGUGCUCGAAGAGGGAGUGAUACGUCAAAUGUCAUCUCAGCAGAGUUUUGGCAAGAUCCAUCAGAAACGCAGUUGCCUGGAUUCCUACCUCAGGAUUUACUCAGGAUAUCAGAGGUGGAAAUGCGAGGAUCUGAAGAUGUUGCUACAGGAACAGUGCUACAAAGGCUAAUCCAAGAGCAGCUACGUUAUGGCAACCCAAACGAGAAUAUGAACUUCCUGGCUAUCCAGCACCAGGCCACGGGGAGUGCAGGACCGACCAAUAUUGCCACCAAUACUGUUUCAUCCACGGAGAAUAUCCCUCAAGAAGACCCACAAAUGGUCAACCAGUCAGCAAGGCAAGAACCUCAGGGGCAAGAACAUCACGUGGACAAUACAGUGAUGGAGAAGACCAUGAGGACCCCUCAGCUCCAGCAAAAUAGUGAGGAGUUACCAACAUACGAAGAAGCCAAGGCUCAGUCCCAGUUUUUCAGGGGCCAACAGCUGGCGCCUGUUACUUCUGGUUAUUGCGUUGCAGGACUGGUGGCAAAUCACAAAUCCAAAACCGAGGGGAGGCCAACUGUAAGCCGGGCGAGCAGCGGCCAGGCUCACCAAGAUGAAGCACUUAAAGAGCUCAAGCAGGGUCACGUUCGCUCUAUGAGUGAGAGGAUUAUGUUGUCCCUGGAGAGGAACGGAGCUAAGCAGCACCCUUCUACCUCAGGUAGCAUCAAGGGACUUAGAAACGGAGCUCCAUCACCGGUCCAGCCCCCGGCAAAAGAGAUGGAGCAGAGAGGGCCCCCUCCAGACUAUCCCUCCAAGGUGAAGCAGAUAGUCAGUCCCAUGAACAAAAUGCAAGAACAGGUUCAUUAUUACAAUGAACAGCAACACCCUGGGGCUCAGGAUGUAAGUAAGCCAUUUCUAACCAUACAGCCAGCCAGGAGUGAGGUCCUGCGAUACCAGCACCCUCCCGAGUAUAAUAUAACCAGCCGACAAUGUCAGCAGCUUCCAUUCCCUUUGGUACCUCUGCAGCAUCACAGCCCCAUGUCCUCCCAAGCCUCGUCCUUCAGUGGCUCCUUGCACUCUACUCCCCUGCCGCUGUUACCCAUCAACAUGCCACCCCACCCCUCUCCGUCCCCGUCGCCCAGCCAGCAGCUGUCGCCAGAAACCAUUGCCAUGGUGGAGAGGGCACAGCAGAUGGUGGAGAUACUGACCAAAGAGAACAGCACCUUGCGCCAGCAUUUGCAGAACUGUUAUGAAAAGACGGACAAGCUCCAAAAGUUUGAAACAGAAAUACAGAAGAUUUCCGAGGCUUACGAGAGUCUGGUGAAGUCUUCCGCAAAGAGAGAAUCGCUGGACAAAGCCAUGAAAAACAGACUGGAAGGCGAGAUCCGGAGGCUGCACGAUUUUAAUCGGGAUUUAAGAGACCGCCUGGAGACCGCCAACAGGCAGCUGGCCAGCAGGGAGUAUAAUGGGCCGGAGGAAGCGUUGGAAGAGGGGAAUUAUGCAUUAAAAAACAAAGAGCACUUGAAGGAAAAGGAAAGGCUGGAAAGGGAAUUGGCAGCGCUGCGCACAACCAACGAGGAUCAGAGGAGGCACAUUGAAAUCCUAGACCAGGCGCUCAACAGUGCCCAGGCCAAGGUGAUCAAACUGGAAGAGGAGCUACGCAAGAAACAAGUUUAUGUAGAAGAGGUGGAAAAGCUGCAGCAAGCCCUGACCCAACUGCAGGCUGCGGGGGAGAAGCGAGAACAAUUGGAGAUGCGACUUCGUACGCGGCUGGAGCGAGAGCUGGAGUCGUUACGGAUGCAGCAGCGCCAGACAAACUGUCAGACCUCCAGCAACCCAGAGUACAAUACCCCCAUGCUGAUGGAUCUGCUGCGCAAGAAGGAAGAGACCAUCUUAGCCCUGGAAGCUGAUAUGACCAAGUGGGAGCAGAAGUACUUGGAGGAGAGCGCCAUGAGGCACUUCGCUAUGGACGCCGCGGCCACGGCAGCUGCUCAGAGGGACACAACCAUCAUAAACCACUCAAGGAAUGGAAGCCACAACGAUAACUCACUGGAGGUACGAUCAUGGCAGGAAGAUGAGGAGAUCAUUCAGGCCAACCGGAAGUUCCAGGAUAUGGAGCACACGAUCAAAAAUCUGCAUGCAAAAAUAAUCGAGCAAGAUGCUAUGAUUAAAGUCCUCCAUCAGCGCUCGCGGAAGGAUCCCGGGAAGAAUGACAGCUCCAGUUUACGCCCGGCCCGCUCCGUACCUUCUAUCGCUGCCGUGACUCUGCCCAACACAAGCACAGGAGUCCAUUCCAGGCAGACAUCGGUGAACAGCAACCAGGCGGCCGAGGAGAAGAAGGAAGAGAAAGCCCGCAAGGGAAGUAUAGGUCUGAAUCAAGGCAAGGAUCACCAUGAAAUCCCAUCACCUUCCUUACUGCUUCUCCCUCCAUCUUUGUUUCUGCCGCCCCCAAUACCACUUGUGACGGCAUCUCAUGCCAAAACAGGAAGCAAAGACAACAGCACCCAGACGGAGAAGAGUCCUGAGCUGUUUUGGCCAAACAGUGCUUCGCUCCCAGGCAGGGGGCGGAUAAACAUGACUCCCUCGAGCAGCCCCUUGCUACGGCACACUGCCAACAAAGCAUGUGAGAAACUAGAUAAUUCCCCUGUUCUUGGGAAGACUCCAGAUCACAGAGGGCGAGUUGGCAACACUGCUCACAAAAACGACUUCCCGGAAGCAGAAAAUACAAUGGAAGUCCUUAUUUAAAGACAUUUGUUGUACAGAAGCCCUCUCCCCUGAUGACAGGAGCCUAUAGACACGCAGGGCUGGAGUCAGCCCACAGGAAGGCCAUGGUUUGACAAGCGGAUAAAGAAAAGCAAUGGGAGGACCCAGAAGUUUUGUUGAAGGACUUUGGAAUGUCAUUGGCUGGAGUCAAGGAGAAGGCAAAGACUUAUCCCCAUUGUAUGGGUUUUAAUAAUUUGCAUGAAAUUUUAUAUUUCUGUCCUGCAGCUACAUUUCACAUUUGUAUUGAGUUGCCCAUUAAAAAGGCACAAUGGCCUUUGACUUAAUAAAAUCUCCCAUCGUCUAUCUUA
Molecule: messenger RNA, 3284 nt
Organism: Xenopus tropicalis (tropical clawed frog)
Lineage: Eukaryota; Metazoa; Chordata; Amphibia; Anura; Pipidae
Gene: amotl1
Product: angiomotin like 1
Exons: 14
Coding region: 16-2958 (980 amino acids)
Cellular component (GO): anchoring junction
Source: RefSeq, a predicted model, not a curated record